AUGCAAUUACCAUUCGAAAGUGCUCCAACUAAAUCUAAGACGAAAAUUGUCAAGACUCAGCAAGAUCAACGUCCACCUACAAAAUACGCUUACAGAGGUGAAAGAACAGAUUUUAUCAUAUUCGUUCGUUCCGAAGAUGCCGUUAAGCAAUAUCUAGAAAAGCCAGAUAUAAGUGACCUAUCAAAAGUCGUGGAAGUCUUCCAAAUCUUUGUUAACAGAGAAGCCAAAGGUACUACUGGUGAAUUAGGUGAAGCUUCUUCUGCACAACUUCAAAAUGAAUUCGGUGACUAUAAGAAGGAGGAAGAAGUCAUUGAUUUGAUCUUAAAGAAAGGUGAAAGUCUUGGUCCUGAAAAUAAAUUGAGAGGUAAUUACAGAAAUGAUACUAGAAGUUAA
Messenger RNA from Naumovozyma dairenensis CBS 421, 393 nucleotides. RefSeq names its product Rtc3p (gene RTC3). The record is from RefSeq and is a predicted model, not a curated record. Bases 1 to 393 code for a protein of 130 amino acids. The transcript has a single exon. NCBI's taxonomy places the organism in Eukaryota, Fungi, Ascomycota, Saccharomycetes, Saccharomycetales, Saccharomycetaceae.